GUAGAAAAUAAACAAGAAAAUAAAAAUUCGCCGGUGUAAAAAUACUUAAAACUUUUAAAACUCCACAAUAAUCUACCUCUAGAAUCUAGAUUGAGCUAACGAAUUGAGAUUGGUAAAUUGAGUGCAACAUAUUUAAGCACAAUGUCUAAAGCAACAUUCAAAGGAUUUACUUUUAAGAAGCUGCAACCUGGAGCCAGUCCUUCACCUUUGCCAUUGUCAAGACCUAAUGUUUCUGGGGUUAUAACCCCUGCUCCUAUCUUUCAGACAAGUUCUAUAAAUAAAGUUUCCUCUCAAACUCCAGUAAUUCCUAAGAAUGAAUUAGUUCAAACUCCAGUUUCAUCUUUUGUAAAGAAUAGACCAGUCGCUGUGGCAGCCAUUAAGCCUCAAAGGCCAAAAAAUAGUACUGAAUCAUCUCAGAGUAAAAUUGUCUCGAAAAAAAUAUUGGAUGACAUACCCAUAGAGAUAUUUGAUGAUGAUGAUGACUUUGAACCUCCUUUAUUUUCACAAAAAACUCCAAAAUCCUAUUCAACUCCUGUGUCAGCUAAAUCUCCAAAACAGAAAUUAGGGGCAUUAAAUAUUGCUGAAGUUAUUCCAGCCACACCAGAAAAAAAGGAUAGUUUACCAUAUGCUGAAUCUGAUGAAGAACUUUGGCCUAAAGCAAAAAGACACCGUCCAAAUAAAAUAAUAGAUAGUGAUGAAGAAGAUGAUCCUCCCAGUCAACCAACUUAUCAGUUAUCACGCCCAGAACAAGUGAAUCAGCUUUCUGUAGCAGAAUCAGCAAAACCACUUUUAGACAUUUGUCAACAUCCUUUGCUUAAAAAAAUAAACUCUUCCAUGCUCACUGAAAAUGAAAUUUUUCAACUAAGAGACAUUCUUUUACAAGUAGUUGACGAAGUCUGUGAGAUUGUCUGUCAAAUCAAGACGGGUGACCUGAUGAAGUUUGUUUCCUCAAAUCAUGAGAGGCUUCAAAAGCUUCUUUUUGUGCGAAAGCAGAUAAAAGAUCUUGGAACUGUUGAUGUGGAGAAAGCUCUAAAAGAAGCCAACAAAUCCCACCCAAAAGUUUCAUCACAAGGCAGCCAUUCUGUAACCAGAACAGAUCAAAGUAUAAAAACUGGCACAGAAUUGAGACCCCCCAUCACACCUUUCAAGUUUCUGAACACUCGAGUAGAAGUGAAAUCAGACAACACAAACAGACAAGGGAAAACUUCCUCCACUCCUAGGGUCCCAUGUGGUGAUAGCUUUUUUGAAAACCAGUUUGAUUUUUCUGCAUCUUUCAAAAAUGAGUCUUCUAAUCUGAGCUUAAAUACAUCUCAGUCUUCCUGUGGGGUGAAAUCUAUGCAAGACAUGAACCAAAGCAUAGAUCUCUAUGAGCGGGACUAUGAAGAUGAAAUGGAAGCUGCAAACAUGAUAGAUAGGAACUUGUCCCAGAACAAAACUAACAGUAACAAUAUGAUGGAGAGGAACUUGUCUCAGAACAAAACUAACAGUAACAAUAUGAUGGAGAGGAACUUGUACCAGAACAAAACUAACAGUAACAAUAUGAUGGAGAGGAACUUGUCUCAGAACAAAACUAACAGUAACAAUAUGAUGGAGAGGAACUUGUCCCAGAACAAAACUAACAGUAACAAUAUGAUGGAGAGGAACUUGUCCCAGAACAAAAGUAACAGUAACAAUAUGAUAGAUAGGAACUUGUCCCCGAAAAAAGCACACAACAGUGAUAGUAGGCCCUCAGUUGGGCAGAAAGAAAAAUCAACUCCGUCAAAAAGCAAUAUGGUCAUUAAAAAGUCAGUAACGGACUGUGUUUCAAUUACAUCUAAUGAGGAUUUUAGUGAUUACUUAGAGACAUCUUUCAAACAAAAUGCUGAAGAUAUGGACUAUGUCCCUCAAUUCACUAAAACUGACCAUGAUGAUGGGGAAUCUCCAGAGUUUUCAGGCAUGAACUUUGACCACAGUUCCACCUUGUUGAACAUGUUUCAUCAAGUCUUUGGAUUGAAAGAGUUCAGACACAACCAGCUAGCCGCCAUUAAUGCUGCGCUUUUAGGGCAUGAUUGCUUUAUUCUAAUGCCAACAGGAGGAGGAAAAAGUUUGUGCUAUCAGCUUCCUGCUCUAGUUACAAAUGGUGUGUCUAUCAUCAUCUCUCCAUUGAAAGCCCUCAUUCAAGACCAGACACAACGACUCUUAUCUCUGGAUAUACCAGCAGCAUAUUUAUCUAGUGACGCUGACACCUGCCAAGCUCAGUCUGUUUACAAUGGGUUGUUUCAGAGAAGCCCUGCCUACAAGUUACUUUAUGUUACUCCUGAAAAGCUUUCAGCCAGUGAAAAACUUCUAAAUUGCCUUGACAAUCUGUUCUGUCGCAAACUUCUAACACGUUUUGUCAUAGACGAAGCCCACUGUGUUAGUCAGUGGGGGCAUGACUUUCGUCCUGACUACAAAAAACUGAAUGUACUGCGCCAGAGAUUCCCAGGAGUUCCCAUGAUGGCACUUACUGCCACAGCUACACCAAGAGUUCGGCAAGACAUCAUCCAUCAACUGGCUAUGACCAGUCCCAAGUGGUUUAUGCAGAGUUUUAACAGGCCAAACUUGAAGUAUACUUUACAAAAUAAAAAGCCAUCAAAUGCUACAGCUGAUGUCAUAGAAAUAGUCAAAUCUAAAUUUCCUAAAGAUAGUGGCAUCAUUUAUUGUCUUUCAAGGAAUGAAUGUGACAACGUGGCAAGUGAGCUGAGGAAAGCUGGCCUGCAAGCCGCUGCCUACCAUGCUGGUCUAGAUGACAAUGUCAGGGCCAUGGUCCAGGAGAAAUGGUUGAAUGAUGACAACUGCAAGAUCAUCUGUGCAACUAUAGCGUUUGGUAUGGGUAUUGACAAAGCUGAUGUGAGAUAUGUCAUCCACUACUCGCUGCCCAAGUCAGUGGAGGGCUACUACCAGGAGGCUGGGAGGGCAGGCAGGGAUGGCAUACUCUCAUACUGUAUCCUCUUCUACACCUACCAAGAUGUCAAGCGAUUACGGAGGAUUAUAGAAAUGGAUCAAAGUGCAAACUUUGAAUCCAAGAGAGUCCACAAUGACAACUUGUUUCGAAUGGUGAGCUACUGUGAGAAUGUGACAGACUGCAGGAGGUGUCAAAUCUUACAGUACUUUGGUGAAUGCAGCUUUGAUCGCAACAUGUGCGCCAGCAUCAAAGGAGCUCUUUGUGAUAAUUGUGAUAACAAGGAUUCAUUUGUUCAGCGUGACGUAACAGCAGAUGCCAAAGAAAUUGUCAAGUGUGUGAAAGAACUCAACUCAAACGGACGGUCAAACUACACGCUCAUCCAUUUUGUGGAGAUUUUUAAAGGCUCCAACAACACAAAAAUCCAAAACCUAGGACAUGCCAAGCUGGCACUACACGGCAGGGGUAAAGACUGGGCCAGAACUGAUGUGGAGAGACUGUGUCGCAAGAUGGUCAUAGAGGGCAUUUUAAAGGAAGACAUUCAUUACACUGCCCAGGAGCACGCAGUCAGCUACGUCAAACUUGGGCCACGGGCUAUUGACUUGAUGCAAAAUAAAUUAAAGGUGGAGAUAGCCAUACAAGGAGGACGGCGUCGUAUGGAUGUUGCUAAAGUUGGAUCUGAACCAAAGAACAGUCGGGAGAAAUUAGAAAUGGAGUGCCUCACUGAGCUCAGAGCUAAAGCCAAAGAAAUAGCUGCUGAACACAACAUAAAGAACUAUGCAGUCAUCUUCCCAGAGAGCGCUCUCAAGCAACUGGCCCAGCGCACUCCCAUCACACGGGAGGAGAUGAUAGAACAGAUUGACCACUUCAACGCCACCAUCAUAGACAAAUACCAGGCUGAAAGACUGCUGGAGAUAACUCUCAAAUACAGCAUUGAACUUUCAGCACUUAUUGAAGAUGAUAGUGAGGACGACACUAAUACAAAAGGAGGUGGUGGGGAGUGGACGUCCAGCUAUUUUGAAGAAACUUCGACUUCCAAAAGAGGGAAGGGACAAGGCAGAGGGAAGUUUGGGAAGAAGCAGUUUUGGAAGAAGGGCAAAGGUGGCACAAAAAGUGGUAAAGCUAAAAGCAGAAAGUCAACAGUGACUAGUGGGAAGGAAAGCCAAAAGAAAAAAGUUGACCUCUCCAGCAUGAAACAGUUUCACUACAACAAGGCAGCAACUGCAGGCAGCAGUUCCUCGGUCCCAAGAAAAGCUCAGCCAGUCACUAAGUCAACCCUUGGCCUGAUGCCAGCGCCCAAAGCUAGAUCCUUUUUGUCAGGCUCGUUUAUGGUUGGAUAAUUAACCUAAUCUCUUUUAAUAGUGAAGGAAGAAUUACAAUAAUGUGAAGCUCCCAAUUUAUAACACACACACAUGGGCAUUUUUUUCCUUCGGUUGAAUUAUUUUGCAUUUAAAUGGGUAUUCAAUUUGUUAUUUUUGUAAUUAUAUAUGGAUUUUACUGUGAAAAAAUAAUCUUUUAUUGUUGAUUGUACAAUAAAUAUUUUAAACUUCGUUGUAUUUUAAUGCAAAGGUUCCAGCAAUUUUAG
Molecule: messenger RNA, 4505 nt
Organism: Physella acuta
Lineage: Eukaryota; Metazoa; Mollusca; Gastropoda; Physidae
Product: recQ-like DNA helicase BLM
Biological process (GO): double-strand break repair via homologous recombination; DNA replication
Cellular component (GO): nucleus; cytoplasm; chromosome
Molecular function (GO): four-way junction helicase activity; ATP binding; nucleic acid binding
Source: RefSeq, a predicted model, not a curated record